CACGCUCCUGCAUCUUUGGUGAUUAGGCUGAGGAAAGAGUGUCCAAACACACAGAAAAACUUCUGGUGAAGGAACUGAGAUCCACAUAACACACUAUUAUAAAGAUGCCAUUUAUUAAAGAGGAGAGUGAAGACAUGAUGAUUGAAGAAACAUUCAGAGUGAAACAAGAAGAUACUGAGGAACAAACAGACCUGAUGGCACUGAAAGUGGAGAGUCAGAAAGAUGAACUGAACGAAAUGGAAGAGAAAUAUCAGGAUGAGAAGUGUCAUGAUUUCAAGAGUGGAGAAAAAUCCUCAAAGACUGAAGAGAUCUCUUCACAAAAAAGAGGUCAGAAGACCGGAUCUAACAGUUAUUUCACCUGCUGUCAGUGUGGUAAAAAUAUAACUAAUAAGCAAAACCUUGAAGUCCAUAUGAGAGUUCACACAGGAGAGAAGCCUUUCAGCUGCCAACAGUGUGGAAAGAGUUUCACUCAAAAACAAAACCUUAAAGUCCACAUGAGAGUUCACACUGGAGAAAAGCCUUAUCCCUGCAAACUGUGUGGACAGAGUUUUAAACUUAAAGGAAACCUUAAUGCCCACAUGAGGAUUCACACUGGAGAAAAACCUUACACCUGCAAAAUGUGUGGGAAGAGCUUCUCACGAAAAGAAAGUCUUACUACUCACAUGCACAUUCACACAGGAGAAAAGCCUUUCAUAUGUGGUCAGUGUGGAAAGAGAUUUAAGUGUAAAGAAACCCUUAAUUGCCACAUGAGGAGUCAUUCAAAAGAGGACUGUUUUAUAUGCCAUCAGUGUGGAAAGAGUUUCCUGCAUAAAAGAAGCCUCAACACUCACAUUAGACUUCAUACUGGAGAGAAGCCUUACACCUGCCCUCAGUGUGGAAAGAAUUGCACAAAUAAAGCAAACCUUGAGAUUCACAUUAGAGUUCACACUGGAGAGAAACCUUUCACCUGCCCUCAGUGUGGAAAAAGCUUCUCACAAAAAGGAAACCUUCAGACUCACAUAAGUAUUCACACUGGAGAGAAGCCUUUCAAAUGUCAUCAGUGUGAAAAGAGAUUUAGCAGGCUGCAAAACCUUGAAGUCCAUAUGAGAGUUCACACAGGAGAGAAGCCUUUCAGCUGCCAACAGUGUGGAAAGAGUUUCACCCAAAAACAAAACCUUAAAGUCCACAUGAGAAUUCACACUGGAGAGAAGCCUUACCCCUGCAAACUGUGUGGACAGAGUUUUACACUUAAGGGAAACCUUAAUGCCCACAUGAGGAUUCACACUGGAGAGACCCCUUACACCUGCAAAAUGUGUGGGAAGAGCUUCUCACGAAAAGAAAGUCUUAUGGCUCACAUGAACAUUCACACAGGAGAAAAGCCUUUCAUAUGUGGUCAGUGUGGAAAGAGAUUCAAAUGUAAAGAAACCCUUAAUCGCCACAUGAGGAUUCACUCAAAAGAGGACUGUUUUAUAUGCCAUCAGUGUGGAAAGAGUUUCCUGCAUAAAAGAAGCCUCAACACUCACAUUAGACUUCAUACUGGAGAGAAGCCUUUCAUCUGCCCUCAGUGUGGAAAAAGCUUCUCACAAAAAGGAAACCUUCAGACUCACAUAAGUAUUCACACUGGAGAGAAGCCUUUUAAGUGUCUUCAGUGCGAUAAUAGUUUCACAUAUAAAAGAGACCUGAAACGUCAUUUGCAAACUCAUUCUGUAAAGAAUCUGUGAUUUUCUACUUUUAUGACCACUUAAUGUAUUUUCAAUCUUCACAUCUUUAAACUUUUUUAUUUUCCUUUGUCAUGUACAUUAUCAAUCUCCUUUGCUAUAGUUUCAAACACUGAGCAGUUGAAGUAGACGCCCUCUAAUUUUGAUAGUAUAGAGGAAUCGCUCCAUUACAUAUAUUGUUACUCAGAAGCAAACUAUUGGUGAAAUUGCUGUGAAAUGCCACAAUGUAAAAGAAAGAAUAUAAAUAAAAGGAAACAAAUUGUACAUAAAUAACCAACACUGCUCUGCAUUAUUUGAUUCAUGAGAACAUGAACAGGCAAUGACAUCUGGGAGCUGGUUCUAGCUGCUGAUAUGGCUAAACAUUCAAGUCGAAUCAAGUCACCUUUAUUUAUUUAGCACGUUAUACAAUACGUAUUGUGUCAAAGCAGCUUUACAGUACUAAACAGGAAAACAGUGUGUUGAUAAUGCAAAAGGACAAUAGUAAAAUCGUCGACAAUAUUGCCAGAAAUGAAGUGUCCCCAACUAAGCAAGCCAAAGGCGACAGUGGCAAGGAACCAAAACUCCAUUGGUGACAGAAAUGGAGAAAAAAACCUUAGGAAAAGCCAAGCUCAGUCGGGGGGCCAGUUCUCCUUUGGCCAGACGAAUCCAGCAAGGUGUGGUUUAAUUCCAGGCUGCAGCAAAGUCAGAUUGAGCAGAGGACUCAUCAUACAGUA
Onychostoma macrolepis is the source of this 2410-nucleotide messenger RNA. Its product is annotated as gastrula zinc finger protein XlCGF8.2DB-like. NCBI's taxonomy places the organism in Eukaryota, Metazoa, Chordata, Actinopteri, Cypriniformes, Cyprinidae. Bases 105 to 1700 code for a protein of 531 amino acids. Gene Ontology annotation, biological process: negative regulation of transcription by RNA polymerase II. The transcript is spliced from 5 exons. The record is from RefSeq and is a predicted model, not a curated record. Gene Ontology annotation, molecular function: RNA polymerase II cis-regulatory region sequence-specific DNA binding; DNA-binding transcription repressor activity, RNA polymerase II-specific; DNA-binding transcription activator activity, RNA polymerase II-specific. Gene Ontology annotation, cellular component: nucleus.